AUGGACGCUAAAUAUGCUUGGUUUUGUGUCAUCAUUAUCUUGUUGCCUUUCAUUGUCAAAAGUACUGCCUCUUCGGAUGAAUGCGUGUACACGGUGUACGUAAGAACGGGCUCAAUCAUAAAGGCAGGAACAGACUCCAAAAUAAGCUUAGCCCUGUUCGAUCAGAAUGGUGUGGGCUUGGACAUACCAGAUCUGAAGUCUUGGGGUGGGCUACAGGGCCCAAAUCACAGCUACUUUGAGAGAGGUAAUCUGGAUAUAUUCGGCGGGAUAGGCCCAUGCAUAUCUGGGCCUGUUUGCUCCAUGAAGGCUUCAGAUGGAUCAGGCCCACAUCAUGGUUGGUAUUGCAACUACGUGGAGGUCACUACUACUGGGCCCCAUAUUCCAUGCGCCCAGAAGCUAUUCACCGUGGAACAAUGGCUUGCUAGAGAUGCCGCCCCUUAUGAACUUACUGCUCUUAGGGACUACUGCUCUUAUACACACACCCAACAAGAUUCAAGUUGA
Beta vulgaris subsp. vulgaris (sugar beet) is the source of this 501-nucleotide messenger RNA. RefSeq names its product PLAT domain-containing protein 3. Gene Ontology annotation, molecular function: protein binding. The record is from RefSeq and is a predicted model, not a curated record. Lineage: Eukaryota; Viridiplantae; Streptophyta; Magnoliopsida; Caryophyllales; Amaranthaceae.